GCAGAGGAAGCAGGAAGCGCGGCUGCUCUGAGCCCAGCUGCCAGGGCGCUGGGACGGCAGGAUGGAGUCCGUGGCCCUAUACAGCUUCCAGGCCACAGAGAGCGAUGAGCUGGCCUUCAACAAGGGGGACACACUCAAGAUCCUGAACAUGGAAGACGACCAGAACUGGUACAAGGCUGAGCUCCGGGGCGCAGAGGGCUUCAUCCCCAAGAACUACAUCCGUGUCAAGCCCCACCCGUGGUACUCGGGCAGGAUUUCCCGGCAGCUGGCUGAAGAGAUUCUGAUGAAGCGGAACCACCUGGGAGCCUUCCUGAUCCGGGAGAGCGAGAGUUCCCCAGGGGAGUUCUCCGUGUCCGUGAACUACGGGGACCAGGUGCAGCACUUCAAGGUGCUGCGCGAGGCCUCGGGGAAGUACUUCCUGUGGGAGGAGAAGUUCAACUCCCUGAACGAGCUGGUGGACUUCUACCGCACCACCACCAUCGCCAAGAAGCGGCAGGUCUUCCUGCGGGACGAGGAGCCCCUGCUCAAGCCGCCCCGGGCCUGCUUUGCCCAGGCCCAGUUUGACUUCUCGGCCCAGGACCCUUCGCAGCUCAGCUUCCGCCGCGGCGACAUCAUCGAGGUCCUGGAGGGCCUGGACCCGCACUGGUGGCGGGGCCGGUUCUGCGGGCGCGUGGGCUUCUUCCCGCGGAGCUACGUCCAGCCGGUGCACCUGUGACCAAGCGGGGCCGUGGGGCAGAGCCGGCAGACCCUCCAUCCCCCCGACACUGAGGUCGAGAGAGAGGAUGUGGACACCCCCUCCCCGGGUCCCACAGGGUCAGCCGAGGGCCUUGGACUGGAACGUGGGCCUCCUAACUGCCACCUCCCGCCACUUCACCAAUUGGGACAGACUGCAGCGCCUAGCAUCACCCGGUCACCCACCGGGCACCGGGAGCUCCCAGGACUUCCUGCCGGCCUCUUCCCAUUGGCCACCUGCUGUGUGACGUCCUAGGGCGGGCCCCAGAGCCCCGCCCACUCCCGCCAUGAUGGACCCAUCCUCAGGGAGGGUUGAGGACUCCUAGGUCCACCCAUUGCAGGCCCAACCUAAGGAACCCUGGGCUUGGUGGGUGGGUUCACCUGGGGCAGACUAUCCCCUGGGCCUGCCUGCCCCUCCUGUAAAAGGCCCCUCAGGUAUUGGGGAGGUGGCUUAGUCGUAAGGUCAGGCAAGGGCACUGCCCCCCUGUUGACCUGGACUGGCCAGACAGACUCCAGGUGGAGAUUGCACAGCGACUUGGCCUCCACCUGGGCAUCCAGCACCCCCACCCCAGUGCAGACAUUUGGGCGGGGGCUAGAGGCCCCGAGGACGGGCAGUGGCGAAAGGAAGAGAGGCAGCUGCUGCUCUCCCGGCAGCCGGAGCAAUGCACAGGCUCUGAGGGGCAGUCCCUGGACGCAGCCCCCUGGAGACUCCACUCUUGUUCCACCAGCUCUUGUUCCACCCACACCAGGGCCCAGGGGAGCUUGGGGGAACUCCAGGCCAGCUAGGAAGUUGGGGCCAGAGCUGGACUUUGAGGUCCAGUGGCAUCCAGAAUGGGGCGAGCAGUCUAGCGGGGCCCCAGCUUGAGGAGGGGCAGGGCGUCCCCAUGGGAUGUGCGGCCAGCGGGGGAUACUGAGCAGCACCUGCCCGGAGCCUGGGUACCUUUGGGAGCAGGAGGAGUAAGGGCUUUGAAUGCCAGGCUGAUGGCGGAGGGGGUGGGGGGCAGGGAGGGAGGGGAGGGGCUCCUGUGGCAUCUGGCAGCAGGUGGGACAGGGAUCCCAGCGAGGAGGCGGCUGCAGGGCCCCAUCGUGGGCACAGGAGGCUCUCCCUCUGCCCGGGCUGGCCCGAGACCCUUCGAGCCCUGAGCUCUGGCAGGUUGUCCGCCCCUGACCUGGGCCUGAGUACUCAAAAUAAAAACGGUAAAACGAC
Messenger RNA from Equus quagga, 1939 nucleotides. RefSeq names its product GRB2 related adaptor protein (gene GRAP). The coding region runs from base 62 to 715 and encodes 217 amino acids. The record is from RefSeq and is a predicted model, not a curated record. The transcript has 5 exons. Gene Ontology annotation, molecular function: protein binding. Lineage: Eukaryota; Metazoa; Chordata; Mammalia; Perissodactyla; Equidae.